UUCUUGAAUGAAUUACGUAUGUAUAAAUUCUGUUGUCAUGACAACUUCAGUGAAGCGGAAAUAUGUUUUUGAUAUUAUCAUUUUGUGGGAGACGUUCUAGUAUUUAUGUAUGUGAUUGUGAAAUUUGCGCAAAAUUACUGGUUAUAUUAAACACAAUCUUUUGAACGUACCCAGAAAUAGGAAUGUAAGAAUUUGACAGUUUCCUUAACGCAAAAUGUCAGUUUAGAGACGUAAUAGGUUAUGUUGUCUAUAUUUAGUAAAAAUGUAAUUAGUAACAUAAAUUAAUCGUUCCGUUGGUUUAAAACCAAACAUGACAACUUCUCCUACAAAAACGAAACAAAAAUUGUCUCUACGGAAACGUCUGUUUGUUAAAAAAUCGCCAAAAGUUGGUUGCUUCGUCGAUACAGAUUCUAACGAUGAAUUCACCCAGUCUUCUUCCCGGCCAAUCUCUCCUGCUGAUCCCUUCAUAGCCCAGAGUGCUUAUAGUGCGGACCACAAUGCUGAAGCCCCAAACCAGCAGAAUUCUUCUGCGGAGCCUUUGUGCAACAACGUAAGCCAUGGAGUGGACUAUGCCCAUCACGAAGAAGAGAGUAACCCGAAAUGUUGUCGAACCUUCUUUAGGAGAUCUCGUCCUAAAAGUUUGGUUGACCACCAAGUAUCGAAGGAAGAGGCGCGCUCGAUGCCCGGGAGUCCAGAGAACAAUUCAAAUAGUAUAAGUGAUCAAACAAUUUGCUCCCAAACGAAAUCCGAGGAAAUACCGAAGGCGACAGUGAAGUUUCCAAAGAGUGACGAUAUCAAAAAGUGUUUUGAACAUUCAGGUUCUUUUGAGGGAAUUAAACCAAAGAGUAAAUUAUUUGUUAAAAGAUUAUCAGCUGAUCAUUUAAUAUCUAAUGAGACAAAGCCGCUGUAUCGUGCCUCCUCACCUGAGAGUGAUCGGAGUAGCUCCUUAGACCGCAAAAGGAGGACCAAGUCGACUAUAACACGGUCAGCUUCACGUGCGGGAAGCACCGACAGCUUAGCUCGAAACUCGCUGCUUGCUGCACAAGUCCUGCGUCUCAUUCCAACGCAGGAGGCUCGAGAAAGGAACUACCUCUAUGGACGCCUUGCAUCUCAUUCUCUUUUGGGAGCAGCAGAAUUGGAGCAUGUUUUCCCAGAUAGAGAAGUUAAAAUUUUUGUUGGUACAUGGAACAUGAAUGGACAACCACCACCAAAAGAAUUAGCUGAUUUCAUCUUCCCCAAUCAAGUAACACAUGUGCCAGAUAUAUUCGCUAUUGGAACACAGGAAUCUUAUUCUGAACGUUCAGAAUGGGAGAUUACUAUCCAAGAAGUAUUGGGACCAUCUCACCUUCUUUUACAUUCUUAUUAUCUAGGUACAAUACACUUAAUGGUAUUCAUAAGGAGAGACUUAAUUUGGUUCUGUUCUCUACCUGAAGAUGCGAGUUUGUCUGUCAGACCCGGUACAGCAUUUCGUACGAAAGGUGCCGUAGCAAUAUCCUUCGCGCUGUUUGGGUCGACGUUUUUGUUCGUAACCGCCCAUUUGACUGCACACCAAGAGAAAGUCAAGGAACGAGUGUCUGAUAUCAAAAGGAUAAUUCGAUCAAUUGAUUUGCCGAAAAAUCUACCGUGCAGGCAUAAAAGUAAAGACGUUACAAAUAACUUCGAUUACGUGUUCUGGUGUGGCGAUCUAAACUUCAGAUUGGGUGAACCUCGAGCAGCCGUGUUGCGAUGGAUUGAACAAACACAAUUCCCGUUACCUCACCACUUGCCACAUGGGCUGCUGCACGCGGAUCAGCUGACGGCGGUGCUGGAAGACGGCGCAGCCUUCAGGGACUUCAGGGAAGCACCUAUCACGUUCCCGCCGACUUACAAGUACGAUCCGGGUAGUCAACAGUUCGACACAUCGAGCAAACAAAGAGCGCCGGCCUACACGGACAGGAUAUUGUACAAAGCAAGAUCUAUGACUGCGAACUCGAAUUCUGCGUUCUCAGUUGUUUCAGGGCUGCGUCGCAUCAGCGCGGUCCCCGUGACGUCGGGCGUGAAGUGCCUCGCGUACAACUCCGUGCAGUCCGUCUGCACCAGCGACCACAAGCCCGUCUGGGGACUGUUCUCUACCAUGCUGAGGCCGGGGACUGAUGUUGUGCCCCUCGCCGCCGGCCUGUUCAACAGAGAGGUGUACCUGGAGGGCAUCAAGCGGCGGAGAGCGCUGCUGGACCACGCGCCCGGCACCUCCGCGGUAUGUAACGUUCAAUAACAAUGACUGAACCGACACGUAAGGGAAAUUCUCAGUACUCGACUCGAUACUAAACUGUAACAAUAUUACUGUUGUGCCCAACAAAAUAAAUCAAGUAAUUUAUCAAAGUCAAUAAGCGACACUUUGUGCGCAAAUUUUAUUUUUGAUUGACUUUAUCGUGACCAAAAAGGCUUUAUUAUGCCAAUGUAUUAAAAAGUAUUGCGUUUACCAAAGAGGUUUAUAUUUUUGUUGUUAUUCAUUUACAAUUUUCAAAAUGUUUUAUUUUUAUUAUUUAUUUAUUACGCCCUAAGUUAGUGUAAGUGGACUGGAGUGCAAUGUUGAAAAAGACGAUUUUUAGAUUAUAAAUUAUGCUUAUUUAUUUUAUGAAAUGCUCAUUCAAUAAACAAAAAAGACAUCUAGUCAGUAUAAUGAAAUACAUCAGUAUUCGUUACAAUAAUAUUAUAUGAAAGUAGCAAUUUAAUAUUAUUUACAAAUGUAUUAUAUUAUAAUUCCAUUGAGCUAAAUUGUUUAGUGUAUGCAUAUUUUUAUUCAUCAAAUUAAUAUUAGGCUUUACACAUAAUCAUUUUGGCUAUAGCUUAGCAAUAAAAUUUAUGUGAAAUAUUAUUUGGAUGUCUAGUAUCUAAAUCCUGUUUAGAAAAGUGAGCUUUUAGGUUGUGGUCAUCUAUAAACUACGUAGGUUGCUUACAGCGUCCAUUUUGGCACGUCAUAAUGUUACAGAAGAAAUUUACCGUGUAAUGUUUUGUGUAAAUUAAAUUGACGUCAUUUUGGCAAAGAGAUCAUAGUAAGCCUCGUUACUCGGUCUACGGUGCGAGGCUACGCAGCGCCACGCUGGACUGCUGUAGGCGACAAAAUAUGGCGUUUAUUGAAGGCCAUGCCCAUAUUAUCAUAAACGUAGGUAUUCGUGGGGUUUCUAAAACAGUACUUAAUUAAAAUAUUUCCUGCCUUAUAUCACUGUGUUAUACCGUCGUACGAGAUGUUAUGAACAUUUCUAAAUGUUGAUAAAAACUAUGUUAAUUAGGUGCUGUGAUUAGUAUUCGUCUAGUCUGAUGUCCAUUCCAGUUACCUAUAGUAUCGCAAUAAUUAAACUGUUAAUUUAAUAACUAUAGUUAUACAGUGCUCUGAGAUCUCACUAGAGACUAAUACCGAGACUUACUGAUAUUACUUUGACUUUGAUACUUUAAUUAAGCUCUCCAUUCGAAUGUGAACCCUAUUGUCAACUUCUAAAGUCCAAAUUUAACUACAUCAUUAAUGUGGCUAAAGGAAGGUUUCAUCUUCCUGCAUUCAUUUUAAUAUAGACGUUAUAGUACACAAAUAAAGGUCAUAUUUCAACGAAAAGCUUCUUCAAAUGAAAUUAAUCAAAUAGAUGUCAGUAAAUUUCGCCAGUCUCAAUACAUUAUCGCACAAAAUUAAGGCGCAAUUUCGUCCGUUAUUACGUCCUUCGUUUUGUAGGAUAUAAAACUAAAUGAGAUGUUGAAAUAUGAAAUAAAGUUGCAAACUUUUAUGUACAUGUUUAUUUGAAUAUUUAAUAUACUUUAGUAUAAUGUUUAAAAAUUCUAACAGUUAUGAGGCAGUUCGUCUAUUCAUUCAUAUGUCGAAUAUAGAAAAUCAGUGUCAUUUUUCAUAGAGUAAUUUGUUUGUGGUAUUCAGCGUUUGUUAUUCAUUAAUAUAACUUCUUUUAUGAAGACUAACAUCAAUAAUUUUUUCAAAAGUUUUCCUUGAAAUAGCGUUUUGAAACAAGUUAUUUUUGUCAAAAUUCUAUUUGGAGUAGGAAAUCUAUGGAAAUGUUAUUUUGUCAUUAUGUAAGUCUCUUUGGGUGCCAGUCGAGGAUACUGCCAAACUAAGUAUCAAAUAUUUCGUAUUAAUACAAAAUUCUCACUGACCAAUCCUAAUAUUCGUAUUUUUGACUUAAAUAAAAAAAGUCCCGAUUAAUAUGAGACGAACAAAAAAAUUAGAAUGUUGUAGCAGAUUUGAUGUUAUUAAAUAUGUGGGAUUAAAUAUAAAUAAAAAGUUACGUGUUUAUCUAUUUUUUCAUAACUUUUUGACAGUUAGUCUGAUAGAUGAAGAAUAAAAUUUUGACUGUGUAGUUCGUCUAGGCGUAGGUUUGUAUCGUCAAUUGUCUGACUGUAUAUCGACAUCCAAAUUAUAAUAAGCCAGAAAGUACUCGAAGGAUAUUCAUUAGUCACUUUACCAAUACAAGCACUCAAUAUUCAAUCCGGGAAAAAAAAAAUAUAUGAAAAAAUCUCCAGUUUAAAAUUGCCCUCAAAAUUUAAAGAUGUCAGAAAUUUAAAUCAGUCUGUCUUCCAUACUUGUACGUAACAUAUUAAUGUAUAAUUUUUCGGGAUAACCCUGAAUAUAGCUUCAAUGUUAUUUACAGUAUAAGUGUAAAUUCUAAAACAGUACAGUCACAGACACAAUGUUUAACAUUAUAUUUGAAAAGUACCUUCUAUGAAGUUACUGAAUCAUUUAUAAUAGAAUUGUGCUUGCGAUUGUCCUUAAAUAUUAUUGAGCGUGUAAACUUUUUUGAUCGUCUUUUAAAUAUUUCAAUAAUUUAAUAUUAGAACUUGCUUUUUGCUAUAUAUGACACUUAUUUUAGCAUCAUGCUGUAGUAAAAUAAAUUUAAUAUCGCACAAGGUUUUAAGUAGUUAUUUCUUCUGUUUCCACUUAUAUUUUAAUUAUUUACACAAAGAUAUGUACUGAGGCUGGAUAAUACAUGAUGUUCGAUAAAAAAGUACAAUGUUUUAUAAGGAUUUUAUAUCUACAUACAUACCUAAUGUUAUUUUGUUGGUAUACACAUUCGGUAUACACGAUUUCAACAUGGAACUCGAAUGAAUAUCUUGGAUAAUUGUAUACGAGAAAAAUAUAUCAAAUGUGUAUGGAAAACAAACAAAGAUUAUAUUGCUAUCAAUUUUUAUUUUGUACAAGGAUUUUUUCUGUAAUAGUAAAUAACAAAACAUAAGUUAUAAUAUUGUUAUUUUUUACUUUGGAUAGACCCCUGUGAGAUGACUGCGAUGGAACAUUUAUUAUUUUCAAAUCUCACAUACAGCAAUAACUCGGUGAAAUUUGACUUGAAUAAAAAGAAAUAAUUUAAAAUUAUUUGUUGUGUAACUUAUUAAUAUCUAAUAAAUAAAAUAUCAUUAUUAAUAUCAAUUUAAUAAUAAAUAUUCUGUCGCAAUAAUCUAGUGUUAAGUGUGAAAUGAUUAUGGUUUUCAUUCAAUGAAAUGUUUUGUCAUUAUGUGAAUUAUAUUGCUAGUCCAUAUUUUAUAGAUAUACUUAAGUUAUAACUUACUUAAGUCAAACAAAUGUUAUGCUAAAUAUAGUAAACUUUCCUCGC
Molecule: messenger RNA, 5582 nt
Organism: Trichoplusia ni (cabbage looper)
Lineage: Eukaryota; Metazoa; Arthropoda; Insecta; Lepidoptera; Noctuidae
Gene: INPP5E
Product: inositol polyphosphate 5-phosphatase E
Exons: 10
Coding region: 311-2251 (646 amino acids)
Biological process (GO): phosphatidylinositol dephosphorylation
Molecular function (GO): phosphatase activity
Source: RefSeq, a predicted model, not a curated record